Molecule: messenger RNA, 549 nt
Organism: Acanthosepion pharaonis
Lineage: Eukaryota; Metazoa; Mollusca; Cephalopoda; Sepiida; Sepiidae
Source: the annotation of a GenBank genome assembly
AUGAUUGAAUUAGAUCCUAGCAAGCAUUCGGUGUAUCCGUUGGUUUCAUCGAUACAAAACAUCCUUUUCAACACUAGUUUUUCAUCUGAUUCCAUAUUUUCCUUUCUUCAUUGGCCUUUCUCUUUUUCUCUUCACCGGUUCCUUUAUUUACUUAGUAUUUUUCAUUACUUAUUUCUUCCUUUUCCUUUUCUCUCUAUUCGUUUUUUUUUUUUUUCAUUUCUUAUUUCUUCCUUUUCCUUUUCUCUCUAUUCGUUUUUUCCCUAUACCUUUCCAGACACACGCACAAACACACGAACAAUGAUGGUUAGUGACCCCGAUAUGAGAGAAGCGUACUUGAAUUCUCUAUCAUCCAUGCCAUUUCUAUCUCUCCCAUGUCCUUUCUGUCUUUCUAUCUCUCCCAUGUCCUUUCUGUCUUUCUCUCUCCCAUUAUAUAUCUCUCAUUUCCUAUCUCUUUCACCCACUUUCUUAGUCGAGAAAUUAUCUAUCUAUCUAUCUAUCUAUCUAUAUCUUUAUGUUGAUAUAUUUCUUACCACAUCUCCAACACCCUGA